Messenger RNA from Diaporthe citri, 2046 nucleotides. RefSeq lists its product as uncharacterized. Lineage: Eukaryota; Fungi; Ascomycota; Sordariomycetes; Diaporthales; Diaporthaceae. Gene Ontology annotation, cellular component: membrane. The coding region runs from base 1 to 2046 and encodes 681 amino acids. Gene Ontology annotation, biological process: transmembrane transport. Gene Ontology annotation, molecular function: transmembrane transporter activity. The record is from RefSeq and is a predicted model, not a curated record. The transcript has 5 exons.
AUGCGCACACCACAGAUUGAUCCUCCUCGUCUCUUGCCCGACUUGGACAUAGAACGGUUUGUUCGGAUUCAGGAUCUCAAGGUCGAUGAAGGAGAGCAAGAGACUGAAUACGAGCGUGCUGCUCGCGAACUUCGAGAAGGGAAAAAGAGGAGCGACUGGAUGCUGUUCGUCUUUCCCCGGGUUUCUGGUUUAGGAAAGCACAUCAGCAGCAUUUUCUACGGAAUUGGGACGAUGGAGGAGGCCAGGGCGUUCCUCGAGCACCCGGUCAUCGGGCCAAGGCUACACGAUGCGACAGAAGCUGUUCUCAACAGUGGAGAAGACAACCUCAACAACCUCUUUGGGAACUCGGACGAAGCGUUGGGGUUCAAGUCUUCUAUGACACUCUUUGCGCAGUGGUUCACCCCGUGGCUCGAGGCUCUGCCAGCGGCAACGAGCACGAGCUGGUGGUGCGAGAGGCGAGACGGAUUGCGCCAUCCCGAUUUCAAAUCCACGGGUGCCAGCCCGUCUUUGUACCUGGACGACUCCCCGGAUAUAUACGCGCCGCUGCUCUCGGGGACAAUGGCGACCGAAGACAAAUCCCAGCACGACGUGCGCGCAUCCUCGGCGGACUCUCCUCGCCUGGGAGGCUCCAGCUUCACCGGCGACUCGGCGGGGAAGAAGGCACCAUGGUGGUCCUAUUUUUGGGAUUAUGAACCGACGAGGACUCCCGAAGAGAGGAAAUUCGUCCAGAAACUCGACGUUUCGCUCUUGACGAUUCUUUGCUUCGGCUACUUCAUCAAGAACCUGGACCAAACAAACAUUUCCAACGCCUACGUGUCCGGGAUGAAGGAGGAUCUGGCCAUGGACUCGAACCAGCUGAACUUGAUAGACGUGGCUUGGACUACCGGAUAUGUCAUCGGGCAGCUGCCGUCCCAGUUCAUUCUCACCAAAGUUCGACCAUCCAUAUGGAUUCCAAGCUGUGAGCUGGUGUGGACGGUCUUGACCUUCUGCCUCGCCGCCACGAGCAACAGCAAUCAAGUCAUCGCCAUACGCUUCUUGGUCGGUCUCGUCGAGAGUAUCUUCUAUCCUGCCGCGCACUUCUUGAUCGGGAGCUGGUACAAGCCGAGCGAGCUGGGGAAACGCGCCUGUAUUUUUCACGCGUCGUCAGCCGCGGCAGGAAUGUUUUCCGGAUAUCUUCAAGCUGCGGUCUACACUGGCUUGAACGGAACCCUGGGUAAGGCUGGGUGGCAGUGGCUGUUCAUCAUGGACGGUGUUAUUAGUACUCCCAUCUGCCUAGCUGGCUACUUCAUGAUUCCCGACCUGCCGGAGAACACUCGUGCGUUCUAUCUGACCGACGACGACGCUGCACUCGCCCGGAAACGAAUGGACUCCAUCGGCCGCGCCCCUCGCCGGAAGCUGGGGUGGUCCAUAUUGAAGCGUGUCUUCACGCGCUGGCAUGUGUGGGCUUUGACGCUUCUCUACAUCAUCUUCAUCAACACGGGGCCUUCAUCAAGCGUCAACCCGUUGCCUUUGUGGUUGAAGGCCAACGGGUGGCCCGUGACGUCUGUCAACAUCAUACCCACAGCCCAGUCUGCCGUUCAACUCGUCUCAACCGUCAGCUUCUCCAUCUUGUCUGACUACCUGCGCUCCAGGCCGGCGGUGAUGUCGAUCUCAACCUUCUUCGGAUUUUUCACGUCACUAUUGCUCGCCAUCUGGACCAUCCCAACUGGCCUAAAAUGGUUCUCGUUCUUCGCGUCAAGAAUCUCCGUUGCCUACGGACCCUUAUCAAUGACCUGGGCGAACGAAAUUUGCGGUGCUGAUGCUGAGGAAAGGGCAGUGGUUCUGGGGGUAAUGAAUGCGGCGGGCUACGCUUUCAAUGCCUGGCUUCCACUCCUGACUUAUCCGGUGGUGGAUGCCCCGAGAUUCAAGAAGGGAUUCACGUACACAACCAUCGCAUUUGUGGCUCAGGCAAUCAUCACUUGGACGAUUUGGUGGCUGUCCAGACGGGACAGGAGGAAGGAAGAGAAGUCCGCGGUCGACACAGCUGGAGUCACGCAGGAACUGUAG